Molecule: messenger RNA, 1884 nt
Organism: Talaromyces marneffei
Lineage: Eukaryota; Fungi; Ascomycota; Eurotiomycetes; Eurotiales; Trichocomaceae
Exons: 5
Coding region: 1-1884 (627 amino acids)
Biological process (GO): regulation of transcription by RNA polymerase II
Cellular component (GO): Set3 complex
Molecular function (GO): protein binding; transcription corepressor activity
Source: RefSeq, a predicted model, not a curated record
AUGGAUCUGACAUCUCAUCACGUAAAUUAUUUAAUAUGGAGGUAUCUCCAAGAAUCAGGCCAUGGAGAAGCAGCUGUCAUGCUACAAAGAGCAUGGUUGGCCAAUCCACAGACACUACCAUUUGCUUCCCAUAUAAAAACGCAUGCCUUAGUAUCCCUGGUACAGAAAGGUCUGCAAUAUCAUGAAAUUGAACAAUCACUCGACGAGGACGGAAAUCCAAUUCCUUUCACACCAUCAAAAUCAUUCUUUGGACCAACACCACUUGAUACAGAGUCGCUCAAAGCACGCGAUGAGACUAUCAAGGCACAGAGUGGACUCAGCACAGCUACAGCAGCUACAACAAUGCCUGUGCCUCCGGCAAACAAGCCUGUUCCAGAGACCAGCGUCGCUACCAAUGGGCAUCCAGUCAGUGAAGCUCCCUUACCACCUCUUCAUGUCAAAAAAGGACGCAAAGCUCAACGCGCCGAGCCCGCCACCAAUGGAGAUGACAGCGCAAUGGAAAUUGACACCAAUGGCGUCGCUCACGAUCGAGUGUCCGUCCCGCCGGCAGUGAAUUCUCCAUCGUCGGCAGGACUUGCUGAUGCGGAAGGAGAUGUGGAAAUGGACUUGGCGCCAGCCGUUGAUCUACCACGCGAAAAACAAGAAACACCCAUCGACACUUUGACGGCCGGACGAAGCGUCGGCGUGCAAUAUGUGCCCGCCAAGGCCGCGGACCUCAGUGCCCACACGACAAUCCUCGAUGUCGAGGUGGCCCGUGAGGACCACGUGACCAGAUCGGCCUGGCGGCCCUUUGAUUCGUCAAUUCUUGCCGCGGCUGGUGAUACCUUUUGUAGUCUGUACAAGUUGGCGCCGGGCACCACAGAGAGGAUCUACGACAGCAGAGGCGAUGGCAGUUGGGUUACUGCUAUAUCAUGGGAGCCUUCGGGUCAGAAGUUAGCUCUUGCCACUUACAAUGAACGACGAUCGUCCAUUCAAAUGUACGACAGUAGUGGAAGUGUUGUCGAUCUAUUACCAACGGCAUCGGGAAUGAUUAAUGGGCUUCACUGGGCCCCUAAGGGCACACAUAUGGUGGUGGUAUCAUCGAAUGGAGAGAGCUCAGAACUUUCUCUCUGGGACGACUCUAUAAAACCGGAGGAGUUCCCAUCAUAUCAGACCAUCGACGGGCUCGUUCACGAUAUGGCCUGGGCGGGCAAUAACCAUAUCUUUAUCUCUGGCGAAGGUUCAGUGUGGCAGUGCGAAAUUGACUCAACAUUACAAAUCGUCAAUCAGUAUCAGUCUCGGGAAUCGAAUACCGAAUGGUCAUUUAUUCGGGGCGUCCAGAGUGGAAGCGGUCCCGUCGCCGUUGCAGCUGCAUGUUCUGCCAAUAAUCUUUGGAUUCCUACGCAUGACAUUAUUGUUAAGGAUGCACAUCGAGCUGAUAUUACGGCUAUUGAGAUACGACCCAAACACCAAGACCAAGAUGUGAAUACCAGCACUUCUUUCACGUUUGCCUCUGCGUCACUUGACGACACUGUGAAAGUAUGGACCGUCGACCUAGAAUCUAAGAAGAUGACUUGCUUGCACACUCUAUUUUUGUCGCCCGGUCUCCCAGCACUAGCCUUGGCAUUCUCUCCAGACGGAUAUGCUGUUGCGGCUGCCAGCACCGAUAGACUUUUUAUUUGGAACACGGAUCGCGGGGACGAGCCACUGGCCACUUGGUCUUGUCCAACAGAUUCCAUUAAGGAAGAUUUGGACAAGCCUGUCAACGGGGAGAAUGGCUCCGUGCCUGUAGAGGCUUUCCGUAGCCUUGCAUGGGAUACAGAUGGCAAGAAGCUUGCAAUGGGAUACGGCAAGAAGAUUGCGGUUGUCAACCUCCAGGGUAGAGGUGUGAAUGUUCUUGAAUGA